Molecule: messenger RNA, 343 nt
Organism: Staurois parvus
Lineage: Eukaryota; Metazoa; Chordata; Amphibia; Anura; Ranidae
Source: the annotation of a GenBank genome assembly
GUGGGCACAGGUGGGUGGCACUGGUGGGCACAGGUGGAUGGCACUGGUGGGCACAGGUGGGUGGCACUGCUGGGCACAGGUAGGUGGCACUUCUGGGCACAGGUGUGUGACACUGCAGAGUGGCACAGGUGGGCGCACUGCUGGGCACAGGUGGGUGCACUGCUGGGCACAGGUGGGCGGAACUUGUGGGUGGCACUGCUGGGCACCGAUCAUCAGGGCACUGAUCAUCAGUGGCCCUGAUGAUCGGUGCCGAUCCUCGCUCUGACAACUGCCGGUUCUCGGAAGUACUUUCCUCACGAUCUGACAGCGUGAGGAAAGUGCAGCCGAGAACCGGCACUUGCAU